This is a messenger RNA of Belonocnema kinseyi, 438 nucleotides long. Its product is annotated as KRAB-A domain-containing protein 2-like. Gene Ontology annotation, biological process: DNA integration. The transcript has a single exon. Gene Ontology annotation, molecular function: nucleic acid binding. Lineage: Eukaryota; Metazoa; Arthropoda; Insecta; Hymenoptera; Cynipidae. Bases 1 to 438 code for a protein of 145 amino acids. The record is from RefSeq and is a predicted model, not a curated record.
AUGUCUUUUCCAGGUCAUCCUAAAAAAGGCGUGGUUAUGAAGCCGUUCCUUUUUAAAGAGAUUAACGCAAGAGCGCAAGUUGAUCUAAUUUGCAUGCAACCUUGCAAAGACGGGAAUUACAAAUUCAUUCUCAACUAUCAAGAUCAUUUGACAAAAUUCGUGAUGCUUCGUACCUUGAAGACGAAAGCAGCUCAAGAAGUGACGUAUUCUUUACUCGGCAUAUUCUGUACGUUAGGAACUCCUUCUGUCCUUCAAUCUGACAAUAGGCGAGAGUUUUCUAACCGUUUCAUUGAAUCACUGAAAGAAAUGUGGCCGGAUUUAUCAAUAGUUCACGGAAAACCUAUACAUUCACAAGGUCAAGGUAAUAUUGAAAGAGCCAAUCAGGAUGUGGAGAACAUGCUUGUUGCAUGGCUGGAAGAAAACAACUCGAAGAAAUGA